GAGAGAGAGAGAGAGAGAGAGAGAGAGAGAGAGAGAGAGAGAGAGAGGCGGCAUAUAGGACGGGCAUCAGGCGGUGGUUUGGCUGCAGACUGGUCGGGAUCCGUGUCGCCGCUUCAGACGCAUCAGGUCCAUCAGAGAGUCACUGAAUACUGAGGGGGAACUCGAGAAGGAUCAAGACACCCAGAGAUCUCAGGCUUGGUGGCUACAUGCUCAGUUCUCUUUGGUUUUGAGAUAAACAUCUAUACGAAUCAGCAGGAAUCAUGGAUUUUGUAAUGAAACAAGCUUUAGGUGGGGCCACCAAAGACAUGGGCAAGAUGCUGGGUGGGGAGGAGGAGAAGGACCCGGAUGCAGCCAAGAAGGAGGAAGAGCGACAGGAGGCCCUGAGGCAGCAAGAGGAGGAGAGGAAGGCCAAACAUGCCCGCAUGGAGGCAGAGAGGGAAAAAGUACGGCAGACCAUCAGGGACAAGUACGGGCUGAAGAAGAAGGAGGAGAAAGAGGCGGAGGAGAAAGCGGCCAUGGAGCAGGCCUGCGAGGGGUCGCUGACACGCCCGAAGAAGGCGAUCCCGCGGGGCUGCGGAGACGACGACGAAGAGGACGAGGAGAGCAUCCUUGAUACUGUCCUCAAGUUUCUGCCCGGACCUCUACAGGACAUGUUCAAAAAGUAAAAAAAAAAAACAAACAAAACAAAUCAAACGAACCCUAAAUUCAGGGUCCAGUCUGGCCUGGGCCAGGCUGUGGGGCAAAGGGAGGCGGGGAUCUUUGCGUUGGGGACUUUGGGUGGAGUAAAGUGUUGCAGGUUUGGGGAAAUGAGCGACUGAGGGGGAUAGGUUUGGGUGUUUUUACAGGUUUGAGUGUAGAUCAGGAGGAUUGGGGAGGGGGGGUUCUUGCCAAACUGUUAGAGGCUACACACUGCCUUUCUAGAAAUCUUUUACUUUGUUCUUUUCUACUCCUUGACGAUUGCGUCAUCCUCUCCCUUUUUAUUUGCCACAGUUGCUGUACAACCUUUCAACUGCCACUUAGCACAUUUCUUACAAUUGGUAUGUUUUUUGUCCUUUUCCUGUUGUUUUUUUUUUUUUACACAGACUGAGGUCAGACAUUUUGAUCGGUUGGCCAUCAUCUGUUGCCAGGCAAUGAUGAGCAACGGAGACCAGUAUUCCCUUAAAGAAGGGCAGCGGACGCUUCUGUCCUCUCGCUUCUGUGGUUUUUCAAAUGGCACUGCCACCAUGUUUUCCAGUAGAUGGAGCAUGUUCUGUUUACUUCAGUGGGUGUUUUCUACUUUUAUGAACCUGGUGUAGGUCUUUAUAUUAAAAAAACAAAAAAAAAAAUCAGUUUGAGUUUUUAGGACAUGUGCCUUCAUAUCAUCUCCUCCAGCAGAGGAAUUGUAAAUGAGGGUUUCAUUUUCAGUCAAACAGGUGCAAAGUUGUUGGUAGCAUGUUGGCACGGGUUCAAGGGUACAACACUGGAUGCUUUUGAAUAAUGCAUUUGAUAUGAAGUUUGUUAGUUGGGAUAUUUGGGGCUUUCCAGAAACAAGUGAUCAAACUAAGUAGUAAUCCAAGACCAAGAGCCUUCACAGUCCACAAAGCUAUUAAAAAACUUCCAGUGUUACCUUCACAAAAGCUAGACUCAUUCUAAGCUUUUUAGCUAGUUAGACGGCCAUCAUCCUGGAAAAGUAAAAUGUGAGGUUUUGAACGUGUGACAAAUUCAUGUCAAGACAGAAUUGUCAAUGUUAAAGAUUUUGGAACAGAUUUUAUUUAGUUCAAGGUAUCAUCCAGGCAAGCAAACAAGACUAAUUUGAUCUUGUUUCUAUCACUGCUGUUUUGCCCAGAUUUAAAAAAAAAUUAAAAAGUAGUGUGGUCCCUAUAGACAAUCAAAACACUGACAACUUGGAAAUAGUGGGAGUAGCCAGUACUGUACACGUUGACAUUUCCUGUCAUUCCAUCUAUGGUAAAAAGUGGUUAAAAGUGGGUUCUUGAUUGCUAUUAAGUGUUAUUUAAACUUAUUUAUUUACAUUUUUUUUUCUUUUUUUCUUCUUCACACAUGAAUGCAAAUGCCAGGCAAUGUCUGGCUGUUUCUUUUUUACUUAACUGAAUUACUGACAUUACUUUUUGUGAAUGUGCUGCCAGUUUAUUUUAAUGCAACUGAAAUAGUGAUCCAGUUCACAGUCUUGCAUUCACAUUCUAGUUAACCUUUUGCAGCUCAUCUUUGAAUGCUUAUGUUCACCUUGAUUGAAGUUCAUCCACAUUGAGACCAAAGAAAUACUGGUGAGACCUUACUAUUUCUUUUGUCACCGCCGAGACGAAGACUUGCAUGCCAAACCUGUAAGCCUGCAGGAGAAACACAGCAGCCUGUUCAGCGUGUGCAUGCAUCCCAAAGACCACCACUAAAUCGAUACUCUCCUAUAUCCUCCUGUUUUCCAAAAGUAUUCCAUGACUAAUAAAACUAGAUAAUUAAACUGUAGACUGAGCCUGAGAAAACUGGUGUGAGUCGUCGCAUCUCACUGCCUGAAGAGCUCCCUUAGAGCCGAGUAUAUUCUGCAUCCUGCAUCUCUUAAUCCAAUGAAAUAUCAUAGUGAUUUGUCAUAUAGACUUUAAAUAGAUGUAUUGUAAAUGGACACAAUCUAUAUUUAGUGAAACUACCUUAAAUAUAUGGACAUUUAUUGGUAAAAACAAAGCAUGUUCCUAAAUGAGCCGGUGGCUUUUCAGUGGUUAGUUAUGCGACGAUGUACAGUGAAUACAUUGUUCCAUGAGUUUGUAACUUAACAUAACAUUUCGGAUUAAUAAUGAUGAAGUUGUCAUAAGCACUAUGAAAGCAUUUUUAUUUUUUAUUUUUCCUUUUCUAGCUCAGAUAGGACUUUUCACUAGACAAAGCCAUAUUGUUUAGAUUGCAAUAAUACUAAAAACGAUAAAAAGAGAAUAAUUCAGCAUUGAAAGUCAAGUGUCUCAUGUUUGUUUUCUGUAAAAUUAGAAAAAAAGAUAUUUGCAUAUCUGUUUGUAAAUCCUCGCCAUUCUUGUAUCUUUAAAGUUGUAUACUAAUGUAUACACAUAUGUAGAAAAAAAAAGCCAUUGUUCUUACUGUCUCUGUGUACUACAUGUGUACUGUAAGUGUGUGUUUAUAUGUGUGUCUUUCUACGUGUCUGUGAUGUGGGACCAUGUCGCCGUUGAUUCAUAUAGUCCUGGUUUAUACUACGUAAAUGUGUCUUUGAACUAUUUUGUGCACAGGCAGAAGCUGGGGCAGCUUCCCAGUUGUGCCAUGUCUGAAAAAAAUACUUAACACAUUCCUUUCAAAUGUUGAGCAUGCAAAUGUUUGGUAGAGAUGAGAAUACACCAAAUGUCAAAAGACAAAAAAAACAGACAAUUUCCUGUUUCUGUAGGAGUCUCCAGGCAACAGAAUACGUGCAUUGGAUCCAGAAAGAUUGGCUGUGCGAUGGAGUUGUUGAGUGUUCAGUGUUCUUUGUUGUCUGAGGUUUGGUGAAGCUUAAGGCCGUGAUCAAAGUGUUAUUCAGCUGAGACACAAAAAUCAUCCAUGAGUGUCGCUGACAAAAAACCUAAGCUGUCUCUGUUCUACAUUAUCCACCGUAUUCCUAGCUAUUAUGAUACUUUGUGCGAAUUAUGAGUGUGACUAGAAGCAUGUCGUUUCACUUAACUGGAACCAGCAUUCACUAUAGUAACAGGACGCUUAUACUUGUUUUAGAGUGAGUGAAUGCGCAUUAUUCAAUAUUGAAAAUCAACCUAGGCGACUUUAGCGAGGGGAUACUACUACAGUUAUUGUCAUUAGUUAGCCCACCUGGGUAUCACUUCUUAAGCCUCACAAGUACCGCCAGUUGGUCAACAACAGCUGCAGUCCAUUGUCAAUAUCUACACUGUUUCGCUUGAGUCAUGUUACUGACACAUUGAAUAUCGUUCUCAAAAUGACGUGACUGUUGCAGCACACCAGAGAUAGGCUGCACCAUACGCUCGGUUAGGCUCAGGCAAGAAAACUACUUGGUUAGGGUUGGGAAAACUUUGUGGUUUGGGUUAAAUAACUAUCUUCAAUAACUUCAGUCAUGACUUGACUUUUGGUUUCAUAGUCUCCUAAAUGAAAGUCCCGUUCAUCUACUUCACCUGACUUCUUCCUUUCCUGCUGUAAUAAUUAUCACAGCCCUGAGAGGUCUCCACCAAACAAGGUCCAUGAAUAUAGGUCGUUAUAAGUUGCUUUCACAGUCAUGCAUUUAAUGACCGGAGACUUCGCCAGUCACAUGUUGGUUCUAAUUAAUUUGAUUGAAACACAUGAUUUGGCUUGAAGUGAUCACGGCCUUAAGACAACUCUGAAAAUCAUGGAAGGCUUUGGAAAAGAAAACGGGAACGUGCAAUUUGAGAAAACAUAAGUAUAGAUACUGUAACUAAAUUAUUAGCUUGCUAACCCAUGUGUAGUGCUAAACACUCAUUUUUCAUUUCAAUGUAAAAUACGUCAUGCAAAUUGUCUCUAUAUAAGAGACCAACCUGCAGAGAGAUUUAUUUUAACGCUGUCGCUUUUCUCAUUAUCAUAAACUAACCACCCAUGUUAGAAUAUUGCAUGAGUGUCAGCCACAUAGAUUGCAAUUGUUGAAGUGAGGAAAUUCAGACAGAUUUUAGUGCAGUGUGCUUUGUUUGCGUUGGCUGAAGAGAAUCACCAUGAUUUAUUUUAUUGAUGACUUUAACACAGGGAUUUCUACAGUUCCUCCUGCCAGGUGCCAGGCCAAUUUCACCUACAGCGUGUGGAUUAAGUUUAUUCAUUCUUGAUAUCCAGAGCGGAUAGGAAGAGGUGGGACAUAAAUCCUGGACUAGGCUUUAUUCACGGGCCCUUCAUGGAAACUACAGCCAUACACCCUCCGUAUGUAAAAUAGUCUCUCAGUGGGACUCGUCUCAAGGCGUCACAGCAUGUGAACCGCCUUUCAAAAGGGCUAUUACCAUGUCAUCUAUAUGUGAGGUUAGUGGUAACUCAUCUGUCACAUCUGUGAAGUGUGGUUGUUUUAAUUCAUUCUGGUUGCAUGAGAUAGUUCAGUGUGGAAAAUUGUGUUUGUAGAGCCACUGUGGCUUUUCAGUUGAGAUAAAUCCAUGAGUUGUUAGAUAAUAGUGUAAAAGCAGGGGGUAUAAACAUUGAGUAUCAUAUUAGAUGUAAUAAAUAAACUGUAUAUUUUGCCAACACAGAAUUAGAUGUGGGUGAAUGAGAGAGAUGAAGUGUAGAUUUUGACAUGAAAAGCCUCAAAGACAUUAAACAACUACAUCAAAUCCGGGCUGGUGUUACUCUAAAACGUCUUAAUGUUACCAUGAAUGGGAUGGUUUUAGGGGAGGCCGAGUCUGAAGAGAUAGCAACCUGGAUUAUCAAAGCAUCUUCUGUUGUCAGGAGCCCAGAAACACUCUUUAAACUGGCUUUGCUUGGAGCUGCCAUUCAAAAACACCAGUACACCUUCCGCCUAAAAUAGCAAAGAUUCUCCAUUAGGUUUGGUGAUAUUUCUCAUGACUAUGUAUCAACACAAAAUCAUUUUUACUGGCAGUGUCAAAAGACAUGCCAUCAAUGUUUACUUCUUGAAUAUAACUGUUAGAAAUGCAAAGAGCGACUGAAAUGGCGAUUUUGGAAUAAAAACUUUCCUUUAAAUGUUAUCGUUCAGCUCCAAACAAGGCUGGACUUUUCUGAACACUAUAAUGAUGUCAUAACUUUUUUCGUAACAUUUUUACGUACACUUACAAAUAUUGUUGUAACUGCCCUGCUGAUUCCUGCCAAUAAACCAAGAAGAGAAAGUGUCUUUCUCACCCCAGUUGCCAGAAUUAAAUGUUGUCAGCUCACCAAGGAUAAGUUCACAUUUCUAUGAAUUAUACUUAGGCUACCAUAUUGCAAUUGCAACAAAAUGUAUCAUAGUCACAUUACAUGUCUAUGACCUGGAUGAUGUCGGAGUUUGGCAUAGAUUUUUCAAUAUUUGUAUGCAAGAGACCACUGUAUACUUUUAAGGUGAUCUCUAACAAUUUCCAGAUGCAUUUGUGGUUGCAAAAAAGCACUUCAAACCAAACCAUGAUCUUUUCCUAACCCUAACCAGGUGUUUUCGUGUGCCUAAACCUAACCACACAAUAAGCAUAGUUUUGUCAACGUAAGAAUUAAAAAUCUGAACCUGAAGAAAUGUAAAGUUGCAACAUAUCUGUGGUUUGCAGAAACGUGGCAACAUUUAUUCUGGUAAUUAGCUGGGUGAAUCUUACAGAGAAGCUCAUCUUAUCAUGUUGUUUACGUUCUCUCUAGUAGAGGUCCAGGAUUUGGUGAGCUCUCGUUAGUUGUGAGCACAAGUUACUGUGAAGAGAAACUCUCUGAAAACAUUCCAGUCGUCUUGGCAUUUGCACUAGAAUACGUUGAAAUGUUACACUAACAAUGGUUAUGGCAUCGUUAAGAAUCAACUCUUGUAACUACGUGUAUAAUUUUUUUUUUGUUUUUCUCUCCUCCAAACGGUAAAGUUGAAAGGUAAAAUAUGUAACUGCCUCCAUAGUGACUGAAGUAUAAUACAUGGCAGCGAUCCCUUUAGUAUGGCUAUUUUGGCCAACCAACAAAAUUGGUGUGCACAGGUUUGCUGAUGAUGUGACCUUGUCUUGCACUAGCUCUCUUCACUGUCCCAUGAGGCAGCUGGAGACCCCAUGUGGAAGCGGCUGGAAUUGACAUAGUAAGCAGCCAAGAUUGUGAAAACAAAGAAUGGAUGAAAAAGGGGAUACAAUUACAGAGAAAAGGGAUUAAAAAGG
Acanthopagrus latus (yellowfin seabream) is the source of this 6734-nucleotide messenger RNA. Its product is annotated as complexin-2. The transcript has 4 exons. Gene Ontology annotation, cellular component: SNARE complex; terminal bouton. Bases 261 to 665 code for a protein of 134 amino acids. Gene Ontology annotation, biological process: synaptic vesicle exocytosis; neurotransmitter transport; regulation of neurotransmitter secretion. NCBI's taxonomy places the organism in Eukaryota, Metazoa, Chordata, Actinopteri, Spariformes, Sparidae. Gene Ontology annotation, molecular function: syntaxin binding. The record is from RefSeq and is a predicted model, not a curated record.